GACUGUCGGACUUGCUUGACAUCCUGUACUUCAGAGCAGGCGUAGUUAGUGCAUUCCGUGUGCUUUAAACAUUGCUUUUACCAGUAUGUCCGACUUCGUUAUUUUACUGUUGAUUCUACUUCUGUUCCUGUGUCUGAUCGUGACCGUUGUGGGGUUCGUACUGUACUCAGGACUGCUUUCUGGGGUAGUAAUCCGAACAGGAGCUCCUCCGGUGAAGAAGAUCACUAUUGCCUACAAGUUCCAAAAGGGUUCAUACAGAAAUUGUGGACCUGCUUUCACUGACAGCUGCAGCAUCGGUCCAAAACUGUCAUCUAUUGGGAUCUUCUACGACAAUCCGAAUGUGACGCCGGCUGAUGAGUGCCGGUACGCCGUGGGCAGCGUCCUGAGUGAGGGAGAGGAGGAGCCGGACUCCGCCCUGCAGGCUCUGUAUGAGAAGUUUGGAUACAAGAUCAUCUCUCUGCCCGAAGUCCCUCAUGCCGUGACCACCAGUUUUCCCAACAGAAGCCCCGUGUCACCCAUUUUCGGGGCGUACAGGGUGUACCCAGAGCUCAACGAUUACGUCACGGUGAGAAGGCUGGCUGCUUACCCGUUCCUGGAGAUCUGUAAGGGGGAUGUGAUUUACUAUAUGUGUCCGCUGUCAAGCCAGAAUGACUUCAUCGUGCCUGAGGCUGAGGAGGAGAAGAAAAAGAGGGAUGGAGAGAGGGAAGAGGAUAGAGACACUGAUGACAUGGCAACAGUGACAGGUGCGGACUCUGAGACCGGCUCCGGUCCGGUGGCUCGACCGGUCAUCCCCGAGAGCAGUGAGGCGUGCCUGACUUCAUCCAGACUGCCUGACCCUCCUCAUCCUCAACCAGAGCUGCCACAGGCUGACGGAGAGGAGGAACAAGAGGAGGGAGACCAUGGCUCCAAAAGCUCCGCCGAUUCUGUGGCCAGCGGCUCCUCUUUUGAAGAGCUGGACAUGGAUGUUGAGGAAGAGGAGAAUGAAACGGAGGAGAGGAACGUAAGGGAUGAAGACUCCCAGGAGCAGGAUGAAACCGACCAGCCAUCUCCAUCUGAGCCUAGAAUGAAGCCAGAGCCUACACAGGAAGGGCAAGAGUAGAAAAUGAAUGAAGCGUGUCUGUGUGUCUGUGUUGAAAUAACUUUCGUUCCUUUCGUAACUGCCAAUACUCCAGUUCAUCUGUUGAUUUUUGAGUAUGAUCUGUGUUAAAGAAUUAAAAAAUGAAAAGACCAAAAGCACAGUUUAACAACGUGUAAAGACAAACUCACUACAGACCCAGUGCAGAUGGUAGAACAUCAGAGUGGGGCCCUG
Chanos chanos (milkfish) is the source of this 1309-nucleotide messenger RNA. RefSeq names its product testis expressed 264, ER-phagy receptor a (gene tex264a). Lineage: Eukaryota; Metazoa; Chordata; Actinopteri; Gonorynchiformes; Chanidae. Gene Ontology annotation, cellular component: autophagosome membrane; replication fork; endoplasmic reticulum membrane. The transcript is spliced from 4 exons. Gene Ontology annotation, biological process: reticulophagy; protein-DNA covalent cross-linking repair. The record is from RefSeq and is a predicted model, not a curated record. The coding region runs from base 86 to 1099 and encodes 337 amino acids.